Molecule: messenger RNA, 2481 nt
Organism: Penaeus indicus
Lineage: Eukaryota; Metazoa; Arthropoda; Malacostraca; Decapoda; Penaeidae
Gene: cert
Product: ceramide transfer protein-like
Exons: 12
Coding region: 141-2030 (629 amino acids)
Biological process (GO): ER to Golgi ceramide transport
Molecular function (GO): lipid binding
Source: RefSeq, a predicted model, not a curated record
UUGUUUGGAUUAAUUAUCCUUCCGAGCUCGACCACAGGUGUGUCUCGCCCCAAAUAACGGACAGACGAACCCCAUGACAGACAGUAUCGCUAAGUGAAGGCGACGAGACGUGGUUCCCUGAGCAGGCGUAAGGCGCCAGGAUGACCGAGGACUUCGGGGGAGUGACGAUGAGCGACGAGGACAGCGAAGAGGACACGCAACUCCACCCCUAUCAGUGCAGGCAGCCUACGGAAUUACAGGGAACUGUAUCAAAAUGGACCAAUUACAUCCAUGGCUGGCAAAACCGUUACAUGGUUUUGAAGGAAGGAACAAUGAGCUAUUACAAAAACCAAGAUGAGACUGCAUUUGGAUGCCGUGGCUCUAUAAGUGUCCAGAGAGCCCAUGUGAAGCCUCAUGAGAUUGAUGAAUGCCGCUUUGACAUUUGUUUAAAUGAUUGUGUGUGGUAUCUUCGCACUGGAACAGAAGAAGAGAAGCACCAAUGGGUUGAUGCAAUAGAGCAGCACAAGCUGGAAACAAAUGGAUUGCGGCGCCAUGGCAGUGCUGUGUCCUUGACCUCCAACACCCUUUCUACAACCUCUGGUUCGUCUUUCAAACGCUCAAAAGGACUAAAAGAGAAAUUGGCAGAAAUUGACACAUAUCGAGAUAUUCUUAUACGACAAAUGGAAACACUUCAGUCUUACUUUGAUGCCUGUGCUGAGACUUAUAAAGACAUUAAGAAUAGUGAAGCAACUUGUAAUGGCCAUGAGGGAGACCAAGAAGGUGUUGUAGAGGCAGCAUUAAUGGCCGAGUGCAGUGUUGGGGACUCCCCUAAAGUAGGAAAUAGACGGUUUUCUCCUGACCGUUCCCCUCAUCCUCAUAUUACCAGAGAAAUCUUAGAGAAGCAUGGUUCCUAUGCUCUGGAUUUCCGUGGAGAAGCACUUACAUUUAAGGCAACAACUGCAGGGAUCCUAACCACAUUAAGUCAUUGUGUGGAGGUCAUGAACCAAAGAGAAGAAUCCUUUAAGAGGCGACUUGAACGUGAAGCGGAGAAAAGAAAGCGACUUGAGGAGAAAUUAAAACAUGCUCUUGCGCACAGCACACAGGAGACACAGCCUAGCAGAAGAGUGGUAGUUAUGGGUGGACCAGACUAUGAGGAAGGACCUCAUAGCGUCAUAGGAGAGGAUGAAUUCUUUGAUGCAGUUGAGUCAGCGCUGGACAAAAUGGAUGAGGAGGAGGAAUUCCGUGAACGUCUGCGUCAGAAGCAACUAGCAGCGCCUCAGAAAUCUGCAACUACACAUCCUCUCUGGCCACAGAUUGAAAAGCUGACGAUAGAGCAACUUGGCUAUGCACAACAAGAUGUGGAAGGGGGUGUUUGGCAAUUAUUUGCUGAAGAAGGUGAAAUGAAAAUGUACCGCAGAGAGCUUGAGGAAGAUGGCUUGGUGGUUGAUCCUCUGAAGGCAGUUCACCAAGUCAGAGGUGCUACUGCCCAUGAAAUGGUCCAUCACUUCUGGUCACCAGAUGUUAGAUUUGAGUGGGAUACAAGCAUAGAGCAGAUGACAGUCUUAGACAGGAUAUCUGCGGACACACUCAUAUUCCUGCAGCUUCACAAGAGAGUCUGGCCGACUGCUCAACGUGAUGCCCUGUUCUGGUCGCACAUACGGGAGAUACCAUCCUCUGACCCAGCCAAUGGUAAAGCCCAUGACACCUGGAUAGUCUGCAAUCAGUCUGCUGAACAUCCUGAUGCUCCAAAUGAUGGGAAAUAUGUCCGAAUAGAUUUGACAGUAUGUUUUGUGUGCCAAACAUUUAUUGACCCUCCGCCAGCUGAGGGACAACCUAUAACACGAGACAAUCUGUUGGUUAAAAUAACUUACUGCUCAGUAGUUAAUCCUGGAGGAUGGGCUCCAGCUUCAGUUCUGCGAGCAGUGUACAAACGUGAGUAUCCAAAGUUCCUGAAGAGGUUUACUCAGUAUGUAGUGGACAAGUGUGCGGACCAGCCCAUUGCCUUCUCGGGGUUGAAGAUCAAGGACCACAGCAAACACUGGAGGGGUUGAUGGAAUCCUGCUUGGUGGGAGAAAAAUCCAUUGUUAAAAGAAGAGUUUAACUGAAUAUUGUGUAAAUGUAAUAUGGUUUUGAAUGUCGUGAUGAUAGCACAAACAGUAGCCAUCAACUGGGCAGACAUUCCUCGAUUUAUGGAGUUCUUAGGUUCCUGAAGCUAGUACAUAAGCCAAAAAUAAAUUUAAGACAACUGAAAAGUAAAUGUUGUUACAUUAAAAAACAUGUGUGCACACAGACACACACACACACACACACACACACACACACACACACACACACACACACACACACACACACACACACACACACACACACACACACACACACACACACUCACACACACUCACACACUCACACACUCACACACUCACACACUCACACACUCACACACACACACACACACACACACACACACACACACACACACACACACACACACACACACAC